Messenger RNA from Linum trigynum, 294 nucleotides. NCBI's taxonomy places the organism in Eukaryota, Viridiplantae, Streptophyta, Magnoliopsida, Malpighiales, Linaceae. The record is from the annotation of a GenBank genome assembly.
AUGGGGGUUUUGACAAGCGGCGCCCCUCUCUGGUUGGGUGGACCAUCUUCAUCGUUCCUCUGCGGGCAAAUAUGGAAUCGAGAAGGAGAGAACCAUCGAGCGAGGAGACUGCAUGGCAUCGGAUUUGGAGAUUCCGUGACCCAGGUCGAAGAUAAAGAAGAAGGGACCGCUGUCGCAUAUGGCGUCGGAUCUGGAGAUAAUUCCCUCACUGCCACCGGACCCAUAAGCGAUUAUGACGAUUUCUGGCCGGGAUUGGCCGGCAGAGACGAUGAUACAACCAUAUUUUUCCAAUAG